UUAUUUUGUUCAUUAAAAAAAAAAAAAGAAAGCCAUCAUAAUUUUCUUCUUAUAUAUAGCUCUCCUUUUGUCUUCACUUUACAUAAACCAACAUAAUUUCCUUUCCUCUAAGACCACCUUCAACACACACGACAACAACAUGCGACGACAACAACUCAACCUCCUAAUAACUACCUUAAUCACCUUAUUGUGUUCAUGGAACCUAACACAAGCUGAUCCUCAAACACGUUUAAUAAACAAAGGUUGUAGCACAUACAACGCAACAAACUUAUCAAAUUUCUACCAAAAUCUAAACGCAACUUUGUUAGACUUAAAAUCACAAAUAGGAAAUGAAAACAAGCAUUUUGCAACGGCACAAUCAGCUAAAGGAGCAAAUCCUGUUUAUGCUUUGUUUCAGUGUAGGAAUUAUCUCUCUAAUUCUGAUUGUUCAGCUUGUUUCGCUGUUGCCGCUGCACAAAUCCGGAAUUGCUCCGCUGGUUCCAACGGUGCUCGUGUUAUUUAUGAUGGUUGCUUCCUUAGGUAUGAGAGCAAUGGAUUCUUCGACCAAACAACUCUACCUGGCAACAGUGUUCUUUGUGGAACCAAAACAGCAAAUGGAGCCACUACUUUUAAUGCAGCUGCACAACAACUACUAUUGGAUCUACAAACAGCAACACCAAAAAUUCCUGGUUUCUUUGCAGCUACCAAAACACCAGUUGCUGGAAAUGCAAUCUAUGCUAUUGCACAAUGUGCUGAAACAGUUACUGAAAGUGGUUGUUUAGAUUGCUUAACUGUUGGAUUCACCAACAUACAAGGUUGUUUUCCUAAUACAGAUGGUGAAGCAUUUGAUGCUGGUUGUUUUAUGAGAUACUCAGAGAAAUCUUUCUUUGCUGAUAAUCAAACCAUUGAUAUCACACCCUUCUUGAAACAAGCAAGUUCAAGUAAGAAGGGAGCAAUUAUUGGUGGUGUUGUUGGAGGUGUAGUCCUUGUUCUGAUCCUCCUUGUACUAUUUGUUUGGCUUAGGCUCAAGAAGAAACCCAAGAGACGUCGUAGAGGUGACAUAUUGGGAGCAACUGAGUUAAGAGGUCCGGUUACUUACCGGUAUAAUGAUUUGAAGUCUGCAACAAAAAAUUUUAGUGAUGAAAAUAAAUUAGGAGAAGGAGGUUUUGGAGAUGUAUACAAGGGCACUUUAAAAAAUGGUAAUGUAGUAGCUGUCAAGAAAUUGAUUUUAGGCCAUUCCGGAAAGAUGGAUGAACAAUUUGAAAGUGAAGUGAAGCUUAUAAGUAAUGUUCAUCACAGGAAUUUAGUUCGACUUCUCGGAUGUUGUAGUAAAGGCCAAGAGAGAAUCCUUGUUUAUGAAUACAUGGCAAACAACAGCCUUGACAAAUUCUUAUUUGGUGAAAAGAAGGGUUCCCUGAACUGGAUGCAAAGGUAUGAUAUAAUUUUAGGCACGGCAAGAGGUUUGGCCUAUCUGCACGAGGAUUUCCAUGUUUGCAUUAUACAUAGGGAUAUAAAGACUGGCAACAUUCUCUUAGACGAUGAUCUUCAGCCUAAAAUUGCUGAUUUUGGGUUGGCAAGGCUUUUACCAGAAGAUCAAUCUCAUCUUAGCACAAGAUUUGCAGGAACAUUGGGAUACACUGCACCAGAAUAUGCAAUACAUGGUCAGUUAUCAGUGAAGGCUGAUGCCUACAGUUUUGGUGUUGUAGUCCUAGAAAUCAUAAGUGGCCAAAAGAGCAGUGAGUUGAGGGAAGAUGCUGAUGGUGAAUUCCUUCUUCAAAGGGCAUGGAAACUAUACGAGGUAGAUAGACACUUGGAGUUAGUUGACAAGACAUUGAACCCUAGUGACUAUGAUGCAGAAGAAGUGAAAAAAGUUAUAGCAAUUGCUUUACUUUGCACUCAAGCAACAGCUUCUACAAGACCAACUAUGUCUGAAAUAGUAGUUCUAUUCAAAAGCAAGAACUUUGUGGAGCAUAUGAAACCAACUAUGCCUGUCUUUGUUAACUCUAACUUGAGGCCUCAGAGUCGGACAGACACAUCUACCUCGACUGCUUCUUCUACAUCUAAUGCUACUGUUUCCACUUCUAUAUUAUCAGCUAGAUGAAUAUAUUGAAUUGGAGCAUGGAUGUCAAGUUAAGGGAUUUGAGGUUUAUAAAGGGAAAAAAAUAAGAGGGUUUUUUCUCCAAGAAUUGUUAAAACUUGUACAUUUUUUUUUAUAUACAAAUACUAAGUAUAUUGUGAAACUGUACUAAUGAGAUGCUAUUUCAUGUAAAAGAAUGGCUACUGAGAUGCUUAUUUGUUUAAUUGAAAAGAAUUGAUGAUUUUGUUGAAAA
Molecule: messenger RNA, 2309 nt
Organism: Trifolium pratense (red clover)
Lineage: Eukaryota; Viridiplantae; Streptophyta; Magnoliopsida; Fabales; Fabaceae
Product: cold-responsive protein kinase 1-like
Exons: 8
Coding region: 140-2080 (646 amino acids)
Biological process (GO): protein phosphorylation
Molecular function (GO): protein kinase activity; ATP binding
Source: RefSeq, a predicted model, not a curated record